Racocetra persica is the source of this 615-nucleotide messenger RNA. The record is from the annotation of a GenBank genome assembly. Lineage: Eukaryota; Fungi; Glomeromycota; Glomeromycetes; Diversisporales; Gigasporaceae.
AUGAGUUUUUUGAAGAUGACGACUUUGAUAGUGAUGCUGAUAUUUUACCUGUACCACCUGAUUUUAGUUACUUAAAGCAUAAUAUACCAUUUCAUCAAGGUUUUAUUCGAUUACCACCAGCAUUUCCUGAUAACAAUAUUAGUCUAUAUGGAUUGAUUAGGUUAUUUUUUUCACAAACAAUUCUAAAUACAAUUCUAACAAAUACUAAUGAGUAUGCACAAUCAAAAUAUGCUGAUGGAACUCUUGCUCAUCGACAGUUUAGAUUGCAACUAGCAUGGGAUUUUAUUAAUGACACAUUAAAUAAUAGACAGAAAGUAGUUAAUAAGCAACAUUUAAAUAAAAAUUCAGCAUCUAUUGUAAGUAAAUAUUAUAAACUUCCAACUAUUCGUCUAUCUGGUACAAAUCACUAUCCUGAAUGGAGAAAAAGUCGGGUAGCAUGUGUUUGGUGUCGAUGGAAUGCAAAACAAAAUGAUAAAGAUAUAAAUGAAAAAAAUCCACCACAAAGUCAAAUUUGGUGCAACAAAUGCAAUGUUGCACUUUGUUGCAAUAUAUCUCGUCCUUCAUGUUUCGAAAAAUACCACACAUAUAUUGAAAACAAUAACAAUAUAUAUAUUA